Molecule: messenger RNA, 9145 nt
Organism: Parasteatoda tepidariorum (common house spider)
Lineage: Eukaryota; Metazoa; Arthropoda; Arachnida; Araneae; Theridiidae
Source: RefSeq, a predicted model, not a curated record
AUCGAAAAUGUACACCCACCCGCAUAGGGCUUUCUUAAAAUUUAUACAAAAUAUCAUAGUGUCAAGUAAUUAAUUAAUAAAUUACAAAAAAAUUAUGUGAUCAAAAUUUCCUGAUUUUUUAUUUUUUUUUAUUUAAUACCGUAUUUUCUUUCUGAGCUUGUCAAUGCUUUUUUAUAAAUGACAUUUAUUUUUGGAGCUGUUAUUUGCUGGAACAAACGAUUGAUGAAAAACCGCCGUGUGUGAUUCAACCGGCUGAUAAUAUUAACGGCGCUGCUGCCUCCUGCUCGUCCAUAUUGUGCCAUCCCCUUUUUACGCAUUUGUCUUCUCUUCCAAAAGGCGCAGGCGAAGACGAUCUGUCGCCGCCGGAUUGAGAAAAAUGCCUUCAAAUCGUAAAGUCAUUAUGAGAGAAAAUUGGAGGAAACGUGGAAAAACCUCUCCUGUUUUGGAGGCAGAACCAGAAAAUUUGACUGUAGUUUCUAGGGCUACCGUCAUGGAACAAAAUGCUGAAACAAAUGGAUGUUCGGAUGGACCAAUUUCCCUUACUAUUACAAACCAUAAUGAUGUAAAUCAAGUAUCUACCAAAGCUGAAAAGCAGAUGGCUAAAACCAUAUCUACUCAAGAUGCCAAGAAACCUAAGCAGGCUUCCACUAAUGCAAAGGGAAGUCGGUCUCGUAGAAGUAUUCCACCAACUCCACCAAAUUCAACACCUACAGUAUCUCCUCCAUCAGAAAGGCGGACCACACGGAAUUUACCAUCUCCGGCUCAACCGGCCCCUCAACCUUCUGUGAAACCAGUUUCAAGAACUCUUACUGCGGCUGAGCGUAAAUCAGUAAAAAACUCUAUUCCCAUUCCUGCCACUAACACACAGUCAAACAAAAAAGUGACACAACCUCCUACACUUAGCCCACAAGUAUCUGGAACUGUGCCUCCAACGAGUGGGGUAGUCCCUUCUUUGCAAGAUACUCCUGCACCUGUUACUCCUAUUAGUUCUAGGAGUGCUAAACAUACUCCACAGUCACAGAGUCAUACUUCACCUCCAUUGUUAAAAUCUCAAAAACGUCAGUCUAAGAGGCAGUCUGAUAUUCCAAUAGUUGAGUUGGACUCUGCCUCCUCUAGAAGUAAACGUGUUAGAUUGCAACAUCAGCCAUUUCAAUCUCCUCCACCACCAACCAUAAUACCUGCUAUUUUAAGGCAACCUAUUAUCAAGACACCGGAAGAUAAAAUCGUUGUUUUUCAAAAAGGUGAAUUUUUGGCUGUGAGAAAUGAAAAUGGAAGCUUUUUUGUAUGUAGAACAGCUCAGAAUGUGUACAAAAGUAGCAAAAGGUUUAAAAUUCAAUGGAUGAGUGACAAGGAACCCGAUGUUUAUAUUCCAGACUUUUAUGACCAAACAGAUUUUGAGUGUGUAUUAACAAAUUUAAGGAUGAAACGUGUAGAUAAAAACAAAUUUAUGCUCCCAGCUGAUGAAAGGCAAAGAACGCUAAAUAUACUUCAGCGAGCGUUAAAUGUUGAAAAUGGAAUGACCAUUUCCCCUGUGCAAGUAACAGUGGAUGGAGUUGAUGUUUCUAUUGUUGGAAAAGAAGAUGAAGAAAUUUUAAGGCAACAACAAGAAAAUUUGCAGAAAACUGAACAUAAAACUAAAGUGUCACCCGUUCAAAAACGAGGUCGUCCCAAAAAGCCUGAACCUUCUCCUCCUGCUAAAGUCCCAGUGACUCGUUCAACAAUUACUACUGAAAAAAAGAUAAGCAAAACAUUAGCUGCGAAAGUCAAGCUGAGAGCCAGAGAAACAGUAAAGGUCAAACUAAAAAAAGAAGGAGGUCGCAUUAUUGUAUCCAACAAAGCUGGGAAACCUGUUACUAAGGUGAGGAAAAUAGCUGAAAGGUUGCAUCCGAAUCCUAAAGUAACUGUAUUUGAAAAGGAUCCUUCUUUUCAAACAAACACACCCAUUCCGUAUGUGUCAUCAUCAGCUCAUAGUAAACUACUCAUUCGUGCAAUACUUUUAAAAGAUAUGGCCAUGCUGCAGUCUUUGAUUAAAGAAACACAGAAGAUAUGUUCACUGAAUGCUCUUAGAAGUGUAGAUCUUCAACUGACUCCUCUAACCUAUGCUGUCCUAGAAGAAGAUCAUAGGGCAAUCAGAACUCUAUUAACUGUAAAUAAAAGAAAAUAUGCUAAUCCCCCUGAAACAUUGCUGGAGUAUCAGAACAGUGGAAGGUACAAUAUGACAAUGCUUGGCCAUGCUGUAAAACCUAUAAAUUCUUGUCGUGGUGGAAGAGAAGGAAAUAAUGCAUUUUUGAAGGAUUCAUUCUUCUGUAAUCGAACUUAUCCAGAAGUGAAUCAGGAACUUCUUAAAGAGGCUCUUAGAGCAGGUGUUUCCAUUGAUACUUUUAAUCUGUUAUUUGCAGAGAAUAAGGAAGACUGUUAUGAUUAUUCUUGGAAGAAAGAUGAAGUCUUGAAACAAAUACACAUUGCUGUCCGAAAUGGUCACCACAAACUUGCUGGACAAUUGAUGAAUGAAGCUCUUUUAAAAGGUGGAUACAAUAUUGGAAAUCUUCAUAAAGAAGUUUUGCUGAAUGACAGGCAACCCUUAACUCCUUUUAAAUCGGUGUCAGUGUUGAAAAAAGCUUAUGGAAAUGCAAGGAUUACACCCUUACAUUGUGCAGCCAUUAAUCCAAACCCUCAAUACUUUUCUGCUCUACUUACAUCAGUGCCAGAGUAUAAUGUUACAGAUGAUAAUGGUUGGAGACCUAUACAUUACGCUGCUGUAUGCAAAAGUACUGGUCCUUUAGAACUACUUAUUGCCAGAGGUGUUUCUUUGGAUGAAGCAGAAUCUGAUGGUAACACUCCACUUCUUCUAGCUGCACGUACUGGACGAGCACAUAAUGUUGAUUUAAUUUUGAAACACUUAAUAUUCUCAGAGCACAACAAGAAAGAAACUGCAAUAACUGUAUCAUUACAAGAUAAACAGUGUGUAAAUGCUGUUGAUAAAGGAAAUAAAAAAUCAUACACUGCACUACACAUAGCUUGCGAAUAUGGACGAAUUGAUGUUGUGCGUGUAUUAAUACGACAUAAAGCAAACGUUGAUAAAAUGACUAAUGCUCAACAUGAUAAGUUGACACCACUAAUGCUUGCCUCUCAGAAAGGACAUUUGGAUAUAGUAAGCUUAUUAAUUGAACAUUCAGCUCAAGUCGAAAUGAAAGAUAAAAAACAAAGAACUGCUUUGACCCAUGCAAUCAUAAAUGGACAUGCUCAUGUAACAUCAUAUUUGUUACGUCUUGGUGCUAAUCCUAAUUCUACAGAUUCAUCUGGAAAUACACUGGUUCAUUACGCUGCUGCUUAUGGUUGGUACUUUUGCAUGAAACUCCUGAUUGAAGCUGGCGCCAGUUUAAAUCUUCCAAACGAUUGGAAAAUUACUCCUCUUAGUUUGGCUUUUAUGAAAGGGCAUAUGGGAUUAGUGGAUUUCCUAGUGGAGCAACCUGGCAUUGAUAUUAAUGUUGAUGUUAAUAAUGAAAGCGGAAUGACAUUAGUCAUGCAAGCUUUAAGAUCGAAAAUAAAUCACUCAAUGCUGGAAAGGAUACAUUUCCUAGUUGUCAAACAGAAAUCAGAUUGUACUAAAUUGGAUUUUAUGGGCAAUAAUGCUUUUCAUCACCUGGUUCUUGCGGAGGUAGCAGAGGUGAUCAUUGAAACAAAGAUGGAGUUAAAUGGAGACAGAAGUGAUGAUGAUUCCAGUGAAGACCUUGAGAAUGAGUCAAAGAUAACUGCCAAAACAGAAGAAAAACAGUUAUUUAAGGAAGAAGCCCAACAAGAACAUGAUGCUCUUAUACAAGAAAUAACAAAAUUACUUCUUGAUCAUGGAUGUGAUCCCAUGGUCAAGAACAAGGAAGGUGAAUCACCUUUUACUCUUGCAGUUAAAGAGGGGUGCUUACUUCUGGUAAAAAUGUUCCUCGACGCUGGUUGUGAAUUGAGCUUAGAUGUCAGCCAAACUGGUGAUAAUAUUCUUCAUUAUUUAGUAACACAUGCUCGAAAUAGAAAAGUGGAGCCUAUGUUGCAAGCCAUUUUAAAUGCUAAAUGCAGCAGUCCAGAAUCAACUCCUCAUCAAUUGCUUUGUCAAAUGGCAAAAAUGUAUAAUAAGAACAGACAUACACCAUUACUCCAAGCUCUCCACACUGUAAAGUCUUGUCAUGAUGAAGAAAGUCAAACUAGACUGUUAACAUUCGUGAAGUUUUUGUUGGAUGAACUUGGGGCAGAUGCAUCAGCACCAUGUAAAAAUGAAGAAGGAAAAGAAACAGCUUAUGCUUUGCAUCUUGCUACUCGUUCCAAAGGAGGUAGAGUUAUUGAAGUGCUGUUAUCUCAUAAACCUCCUUUAAAUUGUUUUGAUGAAGAAGGUCAGACUCCAUUGAUUCUAGCUAUAAAAGAAGAAAAUACUGAGGCUGUAGAAGCUCUGGUUAAAGCUGGAGCCAAUGUGAACUUGAAGUCAACUGGAAAAGAAAGAAUAUCACCUCUUAUUUUAGCAUCAAAAAAUCCUAAACUUGGUAAAAUUGUGAUACUCCUGGUUCAUAAUAAAGCAGAUGUAAAUGAUGUAGACCCAAAAAGCAAAAGUACUGCCCUACACUAUGUUGUCACAGCUAGGGCUCAAAAUGUCUUGGAAACUGGUAAAAGUCUUUUAACAGCAGGAGCAGAUGUAAAUGCUGUGAAUGACAAACAAAGAACUCCGCUUCAUUUAUCUGUGAACGCCUCUUUCAGUGAUAGUGAUUCUUCUUACGCAAUCGAAGAAUGUUUGCUUGGAUUUGGAGCUAGGCUUGAUGCUCUGGACUGUCGACAUAGAAUUCCUCUGCAUUAUGCAUUUGUUAAAAUUGGAAGACAUUCAGAUGCUACUCAGAUAGAUCCUAUGGAAUUAGUAGUGCUCUUAACUGGUUCAAUGGAAAAAGAAACAAUGCUUGUUCCUGAUCAGUUUGGGCGUACAGUACUACACUCUGCAGCUUUCAGGGGAGCUACAAUAUCAGUCAUGCACUUGUCUAAAAGCUUUACUAAUUUAGAUACCAAAGAUAAAGAUGGUAACACAGCUUUAGGUCUGGCAGUAAGAAAUGGCCAUGAAAGUUGUGCACUAAUGCUGCUUCAAAGAGGUGCUUGUUGCACAGCCGAUGUUGUUACUCCUGCAUCUCCUGUGAAAAAGAAUGAAAACAACUGUUGGACAUGGAAGGAGGUUAAGAAGCAUCCUUCAGUUCCUGAAAAACAUACCAUUUUGCAGGAAACCCUUUUGAAAGAUUGGCAAGGAAUAUUGUAUUUGAUGCUAGAUCAACUCGAUAGCUCAGGAAAAACAAUAAAUAUUGCUGUUGAGGCUUCUUUAAGGACAGCAAAGUACAAUGUAGCUUUAAAACUUAUUGGACGUAUAAAACAUGGCUGGACAUUAUACAGUGAAAAACAGAGCAUGCUUCAUGUACUUUCAAGAGAGGCUCCUCCUGAUUAUUUACCAGAACUGCAAAUCAAAGUUGCUCAAUUUUUGAUUGAAAAGGGUGUCCCUCCCAUGUCAAAAGAUGAGCAUGGUUGUUCUGUAUUAAUUUAUGCAGCUAUGUUUUGGAAUCAUACAUUGUGCUCAUUUUUUACUACUAAGGUAAGCAUUGCUGUUGCUGCACAAGUGGAUGCCGAUAAAUCUUUGCGGACACCUUUCUCUGCUCUGUUUUGGCAGCUGAGUUCAGAGGAUUUACCUGAAGAUAUAAAAAAUUGGUGUUGUAGUUUACUUAAAGCUGGAGCAAACCCAAAUGUUUUAACACGUUAUCCUAUUCUCAUGAGUCCGUAUCCUGGUGUUAGAUGUACUGUUCUAAAAUCUUUAUAUAUUGAAGAUGCUAAUGCUCCUAAGUAUAGUCCUCUAAUAAUGGCUAUUUAUAAGGAAAACUAUCCUGUUGUAAAACUUCUACUUACUAAAGGAGCAGAUGUGAAUUUUCCCGAUGAUCAAUUGAGAACACCAUUGAUGCAUGCUGUUAGAUUGAAUGACAUCAAAAUGGUGAAGUUGCUGUUAAAUUUCAAUUAUGACCCCACAAAAGACAAAAAUCCUUAUGGUGAUGCAGAACCAGGAAGUUUUCAGAAAACCAGCAACGUUAACCUUGCAGCCCAAGACUCAAAGGGUUGGACUGUGAUACAUCAUUUAGUUGAUCCUUUACCCGACUACUGUUAUGCUAACUGUGUUAUGUUGAAUUUUUUGGCUGAAAUGGGUGCUUCCUUAGAUACUGUUAAUGCAGCUGGAGAGUCUCCUUUGCAAAUGGCCUCUAGGCUAAAGCGUGAUAUACUAGUAACUGCUUUGGAAAGAUUACUCAAAACGCCCGAUAACCAAAAAAUAAAAUUAGAGCUUAACCUGCCAGUACCUCUAUCAUCUGAUGAUAUCAAAUGGGACCAACCAAUAUCAUCCUAUGUUGAAGAUAGUAAAUCAUAUUUAGAAAAAAUAGCUAGUGAAAAAAUGGAUCUUGAAAUUGCAGCUACAUGUCUACAGCCUGAUCCUUUAUCUGGUUUUGACAAUAACGGAGAAAUUGUGACUGAUACAGAAAAAGAUGUUCCUUAUGAUGUAGUUAUGACUGUUGUAGAUUUAAAUUAUGGAGCCUAUGGAAUUUAUAAUUUUUAUAAAAUGCAGCUUAUUAAACACAAAGGAAAAGACCUAUUUAUACUUUUUACUUGUUGGGGACGUGUUGGUGAUACCGGACAAUACCAGAAAACUCCUUAUAGCACAUUAGCUGAUGCUGUAAAGGAAUACACCCGCAUAUUCCGUGCCAAAAGUGGUAAUAGCUGGGAUGACAUUAAAAAUUUUCAGCCUCAACCUAAGAAAUAUCGCUUAGUUCAGCUUGAAAGAAAGAAAUUUCUUCCUCAACAAAAUGUAAAGCUUAAUUUGACUUCAACUGUUCCAUCAAAAUUAAGUCCUCCAUUACAAAAUCUAGUGAAAAGCUUAAUUGAUGUGCAUACAAUUGAAGAUACUUUGAAAGAAUUAGGAGUAACAACAAAAUUUGAAGUUUUACCUUUUGGUUGUCUUUCUGUUGAUGUCCUUACAGCAGCUGAGAAUAUUCUGAAAGAAAUAGGAAAUGUGAUAACUGAAAAAGACAACCUGAAUCAGAAUGUAAAAUCUCAAGAAAAGUUUGCUGAAUUAAUGCAUACAAUUGUGAAGCUAAGUGAAGAGUUUUACCAGCUACUUCCAGUAUAUGGUUACCAAUACGAAAAAUUAUGUCCUUUGUUUAGUGCAACAGAUGUUCAUUCAAAACUUGUUCUUAUUCAUAAUUUACUUCACAUAGGAUUAUCAUCAGAGUUGCUUCUAGGAUCCAGUUUGAAAUGUGCAGAUACUCACCCUUAUGAUUAUGUAUAUAGAUCUCUAAAAUGCAAUUUAAAGCUUCUCAACCAAGAUUCUCAGGAAGCUCAAAUGAUUUUGCAGUACAUAAAUAGUACAUCUCUUAGCAAGUCUGUGAAAGUGCAGUCAAUCUAUGCUGUGUACAUACCUGAACAGAUUGAGCAAUUCAAGACCCAGAGUCUCUCCAACCGUAUGCUGUUAUGGCAUGGAACACGUCUUUCAAAUAUGCUAGCUAUUAUGGCUCGAGGUUUGCAAGUUGCUCCUCUUGGAGUGCAAAUAAAUGGCAACUUAUUUGGAAAAGGAAUAUAUUUUGCUGACAUGUUUACAAAGAGCCAGAAAUAUUGCUUGCAGAGUCAUUCAUCUAAAACAAAAAGCAUACUUCUCUGUGAGGUUGCAUUAGGUGAUAUUAAAGAAGUAGAUUAUAAUGUAGUGGUUGAUCCAACAGAAAAAUAUGACAGUGUCAAAGCUGUGGGACACAGGCAUCCUAAUCCAGCCCAAAGUAUAUUUUGGAAAGGUAUGACUGUUCCUUUGGGUACACCUGUGAAUGCCUUGGAAUUGGGGACAUCAUUGUCACAUCAUUAUCUGAACUUCAACGAAUAUGUGGUUUAUAAUUCAUCCCAAGUGUGCAUUCGUUACUUGAUACAGUUUAUUGAUUAAGAAAAAAAAAUAUUUUUUAAACUCUCUCGGCUCACUUUCUAAAAGUGUAUAGAAAAAUAAAAAAAACAUUUCACCUUCCCAUUUUGACGACUGUGACAGACGCCAGCAGACUAUGGGGGUUAUAACCCCAGACUAACAGUGCAAAACAUCAUUUUUUGCAUCUUCUUGUCAGCCCAAGCGGAAAAAAAAAAAUGUGUUAUGAAAAUCACCCUCUUUCAUUAUUUGAAAAAGAAAUUAUUUCAUCAUAUUACAUUGUUGGUAUUUCUUGAAUGUUUUCCAGUGAACAAGCCAGUUGUUUUAUUUUUUAGGUAUUUGUGAGCUGGAAUGACAACCUGAGGCACAAAAAUAAAAGGUUUUUUUUUUCUUGUUUAUUUUCUUUUGAAAUUCCAUCACGGAUUAUUUUUUACUUGAAUGAAUUUUUGAGCGAAAGCUUCAGAUCUUAAGACUGUUUUUAAUAUAUCAUAUUUAAAAUAUAUAUAUAUAUAUGAAUUUAUAUUUGAAUCAUUAUAUUCUUCCUUGUUUUAUUUUUCUUACUUUUAUGCAGAGUUGAAAACGUGUUGGGAUUUUAAAAGAAAAUAAUCACUUUCUGGCAUGUCUUGAAUGAGGAAAGUGAUUUUUAAAAUAUCUGAUUUUAGAUUCCUUGUACCUAAUAAGGAAACAGGUGCAAUGUAGAUAUUUCGUGAAACUGACCAUGUCAACGGCCUUUUAAUUGCAACCAACUGUUUUAAUCUAAGAUCGAAUGAAAAACUGAUUUGUUUUGAUCAUUGUUUUAUUAUAUUAGGUUUUAUGAAGUUAUUAAUUUCUAUAUUUAAAUUAAUGACAUCAAUCAAAACAAAGGCACUUUUAAUCAUUCGCAUUUGUGUUGCACUGAUAUUUACAUUUAAAAUCUCUAUAGUUUAAUUUACGAUUCAGAAAGUUAUAAAAUAUUGCAUGUAAAUUAAAUCAUCUUUUUAAUAAUGUAAUGAAUUAUGUUUUACAUUAACGGUGAGAAAAUUUUGGUGAUUUAAAUUUGAGUUCAGCAUGAAUUUAAUUUAAUCUUUACAUUACAUUUCUUUGUUGUAUAAAUGAAUCAUGAGUAGUGUUGAGUUUUAUGGCUGGAUCACUCAUCUGCAAUAAUUGCAGCCAUCUGUAACAAACGUGUUGCCUGAAAUAAAAUAUUGCAAUUCACUA